Molecule: messenger RNA, 333 nt
Organism: Staurois parvus
Lineage: Eukaryota; Metazoa; Chordata; Amphibia; Anura; Ranidae
Source: the annotation of a GenBank genome assembly
AAUUCUGCAAGUGGUUCUGAUUUACUAUCGCUGUUCUCUAGCUGGUCUAAAACCGCUUUUGACCUAAAGGGACGCUUUUUGGACGCCAUGGACUUUUCUCAGUUUUUUCCAGGCAAUAAGAACAGUAAAAAUGCAGGCAGGGCACAGGACAAAGCACUCGGGACAAAAUUAAUGUUAUAUACUAUGUGAUUUUAGUGAAUGUCACUUUUUGUCAUUUUCAAAUUUCCCGCCGUUCCGUCCCCCUGUGCGUCCGACGCUUGCAGGGGACGGAACCCAGAUGACAGAUGCUGGCAUCCGCCGGAUUACAUUGCCAGGGACACUGAAGGAGGGACA